Messenger RNA from Ectocarpus sp. CCAP 1310/34, 1918 nucleotides. Lineage: Eukaryota; Phaeophyceae; Ectocarpales; Ectocarpaceae. The record is from the annotation of a GenBank genome assembly.
AUGAUAGAUACAAACCGCCGCGCCGACAACAACAAACACACACCUCGCCCCUGCCGGUUUGUUUGGGACCUUGAUCUACAAUAUAUCUACAGCACCGUCGAAGUGAUAGCGGUCUCGCUGCGAGGAGGAGAGCAGUCGGCGGAAUCGAAGAAGAGCGAUGCGGUUGCUGAGAUGGCGCUGCGCUCUUUUGAUCGCGACGCUGGCCGCCAGCAAUCUCGUCAGCCCAGCAAAUAGUCAAGACUCAUCUCCCACUUCGGCUGGCGACGACGUCGAGGACACCGGCAGCAGCCUGGACCCAGCCCCGGAGCCAACGCCUGCCGUUGCAGAGAUAGACGCUUCCGAUGACCCCCCUUCAGAUACUCCAAGCCCUGUAGAGGAGGAGGAAGAGGAAGAGGACGAGCCUACCCCGAGUCCGGUCGAGGAGGAGCAAGAUACCCUGGCUCCUGUGGAAAAUGAGUCUGUCGACACACCCGCACCUUCGGCAGCGGAGGAGGACGCACCCGAGACUCCAGCCCCGGUGGAGGAGGAGGAGGAGGAGGAGGAGACGCCAUCCCCCGUAGAGGACAUCGAAGAGACACCGCAGCCGACUCCGGCGGAGGAAGAGGCGGAGGAAACCCCUACGCCGGUAGAGGAAACACCGCCCCCGGUAGAGGAAGUCGAGGAAACGCCCGCGCCGGUGGAAGAAGUUGAAGAGACGCCGCGGCCGACUCCAGAUGAGGGGGAGGAGGAAACGCCUGCGCCGGCAGGGGAAACGCCGUCCCCGGUGGAAGAAGUCGAGGAGACACCGCAGCCGACUCCGGCGGAGGAAGAGGCGGAGGAAACGCCUGCGCCGGUAGAGGAAACACCAUCCCUGGUAGAGGAAGUCGAGGAAACGCCCGCGCCGGUGGAAGAAGUCGAGGAAACGCCGCAGCCGACUCCAGAGGAGGAGAAGGAAACGCCAUCCCCAGUGGAGGACACAGAGGAGGAAGAGGCGGAGACCAUAGCGCCCGAGGCUGCUACCCUGGAGCCCGCGGAAGCGGCGACGCCUGCGCCAACCCAGGCGGAAACCCCGGAAUCUACGGAGCCGGCCACGCCGGAGCCCACGGUGCGAUGGACAUACGCCCCCGCGGACCCUUGGACCGAGUCGCCAGGUGCCACCCCCGCUCCCCAACGCGAGUGGACCGCUUCCCCAGGUGCCACCCCCGCUCCCCAACGCGAGUGGACCGCUUCCCCAGGUGCCACCCCCGCUCCCCAACGCGAGUGGACCGCUUCCCCAGGUGCCACCCCCGCUCCCCAACGCGAGUGGACCGCUUCCCCAGGUGCCACCCCCGCUCCCCAACGCGAGUGGACCGCUUCCCCAGGUGCCACCCCCGCUCCCCAACGCGAGUGGACCGCUUCCCCAGGUGCCACCCCCGCUCCCCAACGCGAGUGGACCGCUUCCCCAGGUGCCACCCCCGCUCCCCAACGCGAGUGGACCGCUUCCCCAGGUGCCACCCCCGCUCCCCAACGCGAGUGGACCGCUUCCCCAGGUGCCACCCCCGCUCCCCAACGCGAGUGGACCGCUUCCCCAGGUGCCACCCCCGCUCCCCAACGCGAGUGGACCGCUUCCCCAGGUGCCACCCCCGCUCCCCAACGCGAGUGGACCGCUUCCCCAGGUGCCACCCCCGCUCCCCAACGCGAGUGGACCGCUUCCCCAGGUGCCACCCCCGCUCCCCAACGCGAGUGGACCGCUUCCCCAGGUGCCACCCCCGCUCCCCAACGCGAGUGGACCGCUUCCCCAGGUGCCACCCCCGCUCCCCAACGCGAGUGGACCGCUUCCCCAGGUGCCACCCCUGCACCACAGCGCGAAUGGACAGCCCCCCCGGGGGCCACGUUUGCCCCCGUCGCUCCUUGGACCGCUUCCCCUGGUGAGUUGGAGUUCUCUGGUGGCCGGCAGUAG